ACAAUAGCAGUGAGAGUACAUGACAUCACAUCACACGUAGUAUGACUCAACUCCCUCUUUUUUGGUCUUGCCUCAUCAUGACACUCUGUUAUUGGGGUUGCGUUUCUGCUCUUAAAGGGACUUCAUAUCAAUUUGGGCAACCCCUUUUGGGUCACAUUCAGGGAUUUUAGUUUCUCAAGAAAAAUGACAGUUUGUGGAAUUAAAAUAUUUAACGAAUGGCCACUUGUGGUCCAGUGAAAGGUAAAAGGAUACAGAAAUAGUUCUAUAUGACUUGUAGGUUUGGUAAUGAAUACAUUUACUUGGAAAAUCUCCCCUUCUUACUCUCAGAUCAUAUAUCUGAGCAUAUGUUGUAUUGUAUAAAGCGAGUGAUGGUAAGUUUAAGUCUGAUGGUCCAAAGACAAAGGCCAGGAAACUCCUCUCAACCACACGAUGACCACAGUUUCAGAGAAUGCACUUCCCUUCAAAAGUGGGUAAGCACAGUAGACGGCAGUUUCUGAAAACUGGAGUGAGAGAGGAGAACAAAAGUAGUGCUUUGUGUGUUUCAAAAUUUCACGUUACUCUCAUUUUGAGUCUUGUGUAAUUCUCCGAUCCUUUGUGGAUAGAUAGAAAGCAGAUAGAUAGCUCAUAGCAUAGACACCAUCUAAAAAGAGUUCAAAGUUAAUUUGUCACACAUGAAAUAGACAUUGUUAAAACAGUCUCACCUUCGCUGUUGUUCUGGAGGUUUUGAUCAUAUCCACAGCCUUCCAGGGUUGGAGUUGGGAUUAGCCUCAGUGAAAUGUGUAUUUAACACAGGUUAAAUACACAUGAACACUCAUCUGUCUGUUUCAUCUUUUUUGUUAUUUCAUGUAAAAAAAAAAAAAAAAUGAAUAAAUAAAAAUGGAUAGAUUAACUUUCCUUUCACGGAAAAGUAAAACCAAUUUAAGAGAAUUUAUUUAAUUAAAUGUUUCAAGUAGUAGGGUUGUUUAACAGUUAACUUUGAUAUCCAAACGCCACCUGAAAAUGAUCUUCUUGUAAAUAAUACCUACAGUCACUGUGUCACGAAACAAAACUAUUUAAAAAACUUGCAAAUACGCAGUUCAGAACUACAUUCAUGGAUACUGGGUGCAUUCAUAUCAUUUGCUGGAGUGGUUAAAAGGUAAUUUAAAACUCCUUUAUAGGGUAAGAAGGAGCUGAUAUAUAUAUAUAGAACAUAAUCUAAGUGUAGAAAGUACCCAUUCUGCAGAACUUCUCUUUUAAACUUUUUUUGGACUUUUAUUAUCCAGUGAUUUUAUUCUCUGUCACUUAGCAGCAUUUUAGUAUUACACUGGUGGGACUGCAUUGUCAGGCGGCUACACUGUGUAAUUUAAAUGUUAUUAUCUUAUAUUUUAUGCAAAGAACCUGUAGCUUUAGCCAAUAUUUCUCUAAUAGAUUUGAUAAACAGCGCUAUUGGUGUUGUACUGGCCAGGCUACCCUGCCCCGUGGUGAUUGGUUGGCAUUGCUCAUUGUUUUCCAAGUCUGAGCAUGAGUGAAAACAAAGCAGACAUAAACCACAACCACCUACUACUCAACACGAGGAAAAAAUAAUAAUAAUAAUAAUAAUGCCACCUCCUCUUCAUUGACGUUAUCAGUCAGUUGAUCAAGAACAUGCGUAAUUAGUCAUGGCUGAAUGGACAUCCGGUAGUAUCUGUUGGGGACAACGUCCGUGGAAUUAAUUACCACAAGUGAGUAAGGCUCUUUCUCACCUAAUGACAGUCCACUGACAAUUUACCACCAAAGACCACAAUGUUGGUUUAACUCCAUGAUUCAUUUACUAUCAGCCGCUCCUUUUUACCAUCAGUUGGCUUAUUUUAUUUCUGUUUUCUAUGAUUUAUUCUGCAACCAGGUCUGCAGGAAUCAAUAACUGUGCACCCCACGAGCACAGACUGCUGCGGUGAAUAAAAUGGGCGGGGUCAGCAUCCAGGACUGUGGGCUAUAUAUAGUCUGAAAGGAAAGGCACUGGCUAUGGAUGCUGAACGAAUCCCAGCUUACGUCGCCAGCUGUGUGCUGCUGCUGUCCCUGAGCUGGCGCACAUCCGAAGCUCUCCCGGUGCCGGACUUCUACAAGAUGCUCCUGCUGAACAUCUCAAACGCUCUGGACAGUAUUUAUUUGACUGAUGGUAUCCAAUCCGAAAAAAUUGAGAUGAGGAGUACUGGGGACACAGUACUGGCCUGUGCACCCACUCUGACUCAGAACUUAGGUUGCGUGACACAAAGAAAUUCUUCCUUCAGUGAGAGUGAAUGUCUGAAGAACAUAAAGAUGGACCUGCUCUACUAUCAUGAAGCGAUUGCGUCUUACCUCAGAGGUCCUCUCAAAAAUGGUCCAGAGGAAAUUAGACUUCUGAGCCCAAUUGUGGAAAUCACAAAGAAUCUCACAGAGAACUGCUUUCCACAGCUGGAUGUAGAGAACCUGCCCUCAAAGGAUGACAAGUGGGGCAAUGACUCCUACAGCAACCGGCUGGAGAUGAAUAAGAUGAUGAAAGGCUUCCACAUCAGAGCCAUCACUAUCAACCGAGCCAUUGGCUACAUCUCCUCGGGAGACCACAGGAAGUAAACAUCCUGCAACCUCUUCCACUUCAACCUCAUCAAAUAAUAGCACAACAAAUAUCAAAUCUCUAUUAUCACAUCAGAACAAGCUGUCCUAAUUAGUCACUACCAUCUCUUUCAACUGCUGACCAAGUUCUACAAUAUACCUGCUGCACAACUGCCUGCACUGAAGGAAGUUUACUCAGGCAUAAGCUAGCUGGUUCGAGUCCAGCAUCUGCAUUCAGUAAGUGCUGAAGAAUGUUCAAACUAUUGAUACGGUUAGGCGUGUGUUAUAAUGAUUUUAUUUAUUUAUUUAUUGCAUCUAUUUAUUUAUUUGAUCUCCAGUUGUGUUAUUUAUUAUUAUUUAAAUAAAGUAUUUUGUUAUCAAGCAUCAAACUUGAAGUGAUUUUGAUUGAAACUGUUCAACAUCAGUUAGAAGUUAAGAAAUGAGGUAUAAAAGAAACAUGUAGGAGACUUUCGGUUGUUUCUUUCAGCGCUUCUUUAUUUCAUCUCUUCUGCCAAAAUAUACACAAAAAAAAAAAAAAUGAAGGGAACACCUGAACAAUCUUAACUUUGAUUUUGGUCGCGAGCUCGAGUCCUACCCUUAAAGGACAGCUGAUUUUGUUUUUCACAGUAUUCAGUUCUUCUUGAUCUGAUUUUUUCCCUUUUAUUUUUACUUUGGACCUUUUUUGUGGACUUUCUAAUAAUAUGACAUAAAAAACUAAGCUGCUGAAUUUCCCAAAACUUGGUGAGACAUGAUCAAAAGCAGGAACUAUUCUGUUUUGGUGUGAAUCUGGAUCACUUUCCUUAAAAUGAUGAAACAAACAGUGAUUUCACUUGUUUUAUGAAAAGUCUUUGGAGAGAUUCUGACAUGAUUUAAAAAGAAAUGGAAAACAACAACAACAACAACAACAAAAACAGAUUUGGAACAGGGAUAAAUUGGACUGUUGGUGGUAUUUUUCUUUUAAGGAAACAACCCUUUUCUCUGAAUGUAAACAUUGUGGUUUUCUCAAAUAAUGUUGACACAAACAUUUGCAAUUGGUACCUGAAAGAUUUCCACAGCUGUUCCUGCUGAUUUUAUAGUACUUAAUCGUACCUGAGGCCUACAUCUGCGAAAUAAUCCUCAAAAAACUGAAUUAAAAAUAUACAUUGCUUGGUUUUAGCUGCACUCACACAGGUAAAACACCUAAAUUCAUCCCUGAAUCCAAACAUGCUGCAUUUUUGUUUUUCAUAAAGAUUUGGGAAAAAAACAUUUGGG
Molecule: messenger RNA, 3798 nt
Organism: Oreochromis niloticus (Nile tilapia)
Lineage: Eukaryota; Metazoa; Chordata; Actinopteri; Cichliformes; Cichlidae
Gene: il12a
Product: interleukin 12a
Exons: 9
Coding region: 1981-2568 (195 amino acids)
Biological process (GO): immune response
Cellular component (GO): extracellular region
Molecular function (GO): interleukin-12 receptor binding; growth factor activity
Source: RefSeq, a predicted model, not a curated record